Aspergillus calidoustus is the source of this 735-nucleotide messenger RNA. The record is from the annotation of a GenBank genome assembly. NCBI's taxonomy places the organism in Eukaryota, Fungi, Ascomycota, Eurotiomycetes, Eurotiales, Aspergillaceae.
AUGGCAGAAUUGCGUAUCUUACUGGUUAUUCUGAUUCCUGCCCCAUUCGAAAUGCCCCUUCUUUCUCUACCAAACGAGCUGCUGCUGUUGAUUGGCGAGUAUAUUGCCUCUGAAGCCGACCUCAACUCCUUCCUGCGCACAAACCACCGUCUACACGACUUGCUCUUGGAUUAUCUCUACCAGUACAAUAUCAAGCAUCAUAACAGCGAAUGUCUUCACUGGGCAGCGGAGCAUGGUAUCCUUGGCACAUUGAAGAAAGCAAUCAACCAAGGAGCCAACGUCAACGCGGGUAUAAACCUUAUACACCGUGUCUCAGAAAAGGGGUUCUUUAUAGACUCCAAGAUGACCCCGUUAUCCCGAGCAGCAGCGAAAGGACACAAGGGGCUUGUCAGUGCCCUGCUGGACGCGGGAGCUGAUGUUGAGGCUAAACGGGGACAAUUCCCAAAUAUCGCACCAAUAGUGCACGCAAUGGAUGCUGAACAAGGAUCGUUGGAGACAAUUCAAAUCCUGAUAAACCACGGCGCAGACGUUAACAGAAAUGGUGAUUAUGCGGAGGCCCCGUUAUUGCGGGUAGUGGAGAAGGGCAAGGUGGAAAUCGCCGAUCCGAAUAAGCGGAACGGACCCCAAAGCCCUCUCGAUAGAGCGGAGGCCCACAAUGACCAGGCACUGAUCAAACUGCUCAGGGAUUAUGGCGGCAUGACAUACGACGAAAUGUGGGCAGUUCAAGACUCUUGA